Molecule: messenger RNA, 1231 nt
Organism: Siniperca chuatsi (mandarin fish)
Lineage: Eukaryota; Metazoa; Chordata; Actinopteri; Centrarchiformes; Sinipercidae
Gene: ankrd9
Product: ankyrin repeat domain 9
Exons: 1
Coding region: 180-1010 (276 amino acids)
Source: RefSeq, a predicted model, not a curated record
GAAGGAACUGAGGACGGAGGUUUGACUGAGAGACAGACGGUUUGUGACUCUGCAGUCUGAACCAGGAUCAGUCAGUUCAAACAGUUUAAAGUGUCUCAGGUGGAUUUCAGAGGCUUGUAGUGUCUCUGUCAGACCAGGUGUUUGUCUCCUUCAGACCAGGUGUGUCUCUGGGUGUCGUCAUGCCGUGGCUGCUGUCCUCUCAGCUGGAGCGUCUGUCUGCGUCUCCGUCACAGCGUCAGUGUGAGCGGACGUCGUUCGCCUUCUACUGCUCUGUGCGCGAGCAGCUGCCGGUCUGGAUGCUGGAGGACAUGCGCAGUAUGGAGGUCUUCUGCUGGGAGGACGGACGCCCGCGAGCCUUCCUGCCAUCUGAGGCGCUGCUGUACGCGCUCGUACACAACCACCAGGACUAUGCACGCUACCUGCUCAACAGAUACUCAGUGAGCGCGCUCAGAGCGCUACGCUGCAGCUUCUGUUGCCACAGUAGCGGCUCGCCACACCUCACCGUAGCGGUGCGCUACGACCGUGUGUCGAUUCUCAGCAUGAUGGUGGAGGCUCUGAAGGACUGCGACACGCAGAGCAAGCGGCAGGACUACCUAGACGGCUGCGGCGGCUGCUCGCACGUGGCAGACGCAGGAAAGACAGCGGUGCAGCUGGCGGUGGAGCUGUCGCGGCCCGACUGUCUGCUGCUGCUGCUGGUUCACGGCGCCCAGGCCGAUGGCCUCGACGCAGCUCUGCAGCGACUUGUCUCCUCUAACACGACAGAGCGUCGUCACGCGCAGCGCUGCCUCGACUUCCUGCUGCUCUUCCUGCCCAAACUGCCGGACCUGUCACACCACCUGCAGGAUGAACGACAGCGCUGGCAAAGCCUGCUGGGAAAUGAAGUGUUCAGUUGGCUGUGCGGUCUGGCCCCGCCUCCCCUCUUGCUGCAGGCACUCAGGUGUUUGGCCAGGUCCAGCCCUGAUCACAUCACCGCGCUGCCCUAUUUCCUGCAGCUGCACAGCUGGCAGUGACAUCAUCUGUCACCAUGGCACCGCACUCUGUAAAAACCUCAGGACUGCUGUGAUUGGAUGGUUUGUUGUUGAUGUAAAUAGAAUGUAAAUAAAGACUAAAAACAGACCCGAUCACUGAUCAGCGAUGAAUACUGCUGAGUCAGUGAUCAGCUGAACAGUCUGUCGGGUAAAAACCUUGUAUCUCCAGAAGGUCAACAGAUUAAAGUUCAUUUGAUUUGGAA